AUGGCCGAUGUGGCCGUCGACGAGAGAAGUGCCCUGCUGCCGGGCGACCACACAGGGGCUUCUUCGGACGACUUGGAGCGACGGCAAUCUUACAGCACCUCGUUGAGACGCAUCUCCUCUGCGAACUUGCCGCCGUAUCACGAGGACCACGCCCCGACCAGUGACGAGCCGUCUUCGGCGCUGACCAUCUGGACCGUCGUGCCGGUGUCUCUGCUCGGCGUCUUCGUCGCCAAUCUCGACGGCAGUCUGAUCAUCGCCUCGAGCCAGCAGAUCGCGUCCGAGUUCAAUGCCCUGUCGAACGCCUCGUGGCUGGUCACCAGCUUUGUGCUUGCCCUCUGUGCUAGCCAACCGCUGUAUGGCAAGCUAAGCGACAUCUUUGGCCGACGGAGCAACCUGACGGUAUCGUACGUCUUCUUUGCAGCUGGAUGUUUUCUCUGUGGCGUUGGUCAGCAGUACUGGCAAGUCAUCGCGGGGCGCGCCAUCUCCGGCGUCGGUGGAGCGGGCAUGACGGCCUUGGUAUCUAUCAUUAUCGCUGACGUCGUCCCCGUGAGGCAAGUCGCAAGCUGGAGGAGCUAUGUCAACAUCGCGGCCACGACGGGGAGAGCCUUAGGUGGCCCUCUCGGAGGUGUCUUGUGCGACACCAUCGGCUGGCGCUGGUGCUUCUACGGUCAAGUGCCACCCACGAUCAUCGGCCUUCUCCUGAUUCUCUGGAAGUUACCCACCAGGACCGCGAAGACGAGCAAGCCCGACAACGACGACGACGACGACGACGACGAGGAAAAUGAGGUCUCUUUCAGGCAGAAGCUCGCGAGAGUGGACGUGCCGGGGGCUCUUGUGCUGAUGGUCUCCAUCGUCAGCUUUCUGCUCGCGCUGGAGUUCGUGACCGAGGAGCUCCUACUCGUGUACUGCGUGAUUCUGGGCGUGGUCUCGCUCCUGAGUCUCGCUCUGUUCUACCGCAUCGAGAAGCGAUGGGCCAAAGAACCCAUCCUGCCGAUCGAGCUCUUCACCAACCCGGACACGCUGACGGCAUACGUCCUCGUCGGGGUCCAAAUGGCCGGCCAAUUCGGCCUCUUCUACUCGGUCCCCAUCUACUUCCAGAUCAUCUCCGGCACCAACGUCGGCCAGGCCGGCCUGCGGCUCGUGCCCUCGGUGGUCGGCAACGCCACGGCGGGACUGUUAGCAGGAUACAUGAUCUCCCGAACGGCCCGCUACAAGGUCCUGACUGUGCUAGGCAACUGCGCGGGGUGGGUGGGAUACUUCUUGGUCCUGCUGCGCUGGGGACGAACCGGCGCCGCCGCCAUCCACCCGGCCGAAACCCUCUACAUCUUCCUGGGCGGGUUCGCGACGGGCACGGACCAGUCCACCACGUUCAUCCACCUGGCCGCCAAUCUGGACGCCAGCAAGAUGGCUGUCGCCGGCACAACGCUGUAUCUGAUUCAGAAUCUGUUCCUCCUCAUCGGCAUUCAACUGGCCACGGCAAUCCUGCAAGCCAGGCUGAGGAUCAGACUUGACAAGGGCCUAGACGGCGUGAAGCACAAGAAGAAGAUCAUCGAGUCGGCCAUCUCGAGCGUUCGAUCCAUCCGCACACUUCCCCCACGGAUAAGAGACGUCGUCAUCGGCGCCUACCUCGACGGCUUGGUCUACACCCCUCGUGAUGCAAUCAUCAGAUUGUGUCGUCGGGACCACACAUAUAACUAUGCGCAAAGAGAUCUAUGA
Messenger RNA from Cladophialophora carrionii CBS 160.54, 1716 nucleotides. RefSeq lists its product as uncharacterized. Gene Ontology annotation, cellular component: fungal-type vacuole membrane. Gene Ontology annotation, biological process: basic amino acid transport; transmembrane transport. Gene Ontology annotation, molecular function: basic amino acid transmembrane transporter activity. Lineage: Eukaryota; Fungi; Ascomycota; Eurotiomycetes; Chaetothyriales; Herpotrichiellaceae. The coding region runs from base 1 to 1716 and encodes 571 amino acids. The transcript has 6 exons. The record is from RefSeq and is a predicted model, not a curated record.